AUGGCGGAGUUGCUGCGAAAGUUCAGUAUCAAAUCAAAAGGUGGUCAUGGAAAGCUUUUAAGGUUAAUUCAAAACCCUGUGACCGAUCACUCACCUAUCAACUCCUGCAAAGUAGGUCUUUCUUUUAGCUCACAAAAGACAGUUCAAUUAAGGGACUAUGUUAGUGAUGCUAAUUGUAAUGAGAACCUUGUAUUCGUGGUUGGUGCAAUGGCUCAUGGAAAAAUUGAUGCUGACUACAUUGAUGAUCUUAUAUCAGUUUUUGGGUCCCCAACUAUUCUUUUGCAUCAAUUUGCUAACGAUAAGCUUUUGGAAGAUUUUCAAAGUCUUGCUGUGUAA
This is a messenger RNA of Glycine soja, 336 nucleotides long. RefSeq names its product ribosomal RNA small subunit methyltransferase NEP1-like. Lineage: Eukaryota; Viridiplantae; Streptophyta; Magnoliopsida; Fabales; Fabaceae. Gene Ontology annotation, biological process: rRNA base methylation. The transcript has 5 exons. Gene Ontology annotation, molecular function: rRNA (pseudouridine) methyltransferase activity; rRNA binding. The record is from RefSeq and is a predicted model, not a curated record. The coding region runs from base 1 to 336 and encodes 111 amino acids. Gene Ontology annotation, cellular component: small-subunit processome; nucleolus.